This is a messenger RNA of Necator americanus (New World hookworm), 753 nucleotides long. RefSeq lists its product as uncharacterized. The record is from RefSeq and is a predicted model, not a curated record. Bases 1 to 753 code for a protein of 250 amino acids. Lineage: Eukaryota; Metazoa; Nematoda; Chromadorea; Rhabditida; Ancylostomatidae. The transcript is spliced from 3 exons.
AUGACCGGCCUGGCAUCAUUUUACACUUCCGUAAUGGCCAAAGCAGCAUCGCGGAGCAUCACCGCCAUGCAUGCGAUAGUCCGAGCCGGUGCUCCGACCCCCUUCACUUUUGGACGUUUGGCGAAGGAAUCCCCUUCACUUUUGAAUGGUGAUCAGGUGACUACAUGCCGGACGGCUGAGGACGAGGACUCUUGCUGCAAGAACUCCAGCCCUGGCUCCAAGCCCGUUAGAACCGCUGGUCAAGUCGACUCCAGCCCCGGCUUGAAGCCUGGUCGAAUUCCUGACCAAGUCGAUUUUUGGUACAAGGACUCUAGGUCGGCCUACAAGCCCGGUCGAACCACAGUUAGUGUGCCCGGUCGAUGUGCUGUUACUGCGAUCACGACUUCGGUCACGUUCUGCACUGAACAGGUACUCCAAAACAAAAUGGAUGCCGAAACUCUGCGUACCACAGUGGAAGUCCAAACCAAGACACAGCAGCAAAUGUUCACCAAGGCGAUGAAGCGUAUGGAAAGGAUGGCCUCAGCUUCACACCCAGCCGUUCCAACAGCACUCGUCGCCACGGCCCAAUUUGUCACGAAUUCUCUAUCGACACGCUUGCCUGAGUUCGUGUACGAUCCGGACAGUGGUUGUUCAUUCCGGGUCUGGUACAAUCGCCACGAGGACGUCAUCUCAAAGCACGGUGCUAACUUGGACGAUUCAGCGAAAGCUCGAUUAAUCGUCUCCAAACUCGGCCCCGUCACAUACGUCACAUAA